AUGGGCACGCCACUGGCCGCAGAAGACAUUGAUAACGUUGGGCCCAACAUACACAUAGACUUCAGACAAACGCAUCAAGAAUACGGAUUCCGCAAAUACAUUCGUCCAGGCUACAAGCAAUGCUCCCCUCCACGAUUGCAUCGUUCCAAGAACAACCCCGAGGCUUCUUUUGUCAAUUUCAAGCCAUUAUUGCGAUCGGGGGAUGUGAAACCACAGCAUAAGCAGAGUGUAUACUAUAAGGAAAUCAAGCACUGUUGUCGGACGCAGGUCGAAGCAUUUACGCAAAUUUUCGAGCUCUACCCUGAAGCUCUGGCGGAACUCGAAAGAUUGAUAAAGGAGGACGUCAGCGACUUAGCUUGGCUGGACAGAGCACGCGCUGCAGCGCACUACAUAGAGUUAAGAGAUGAGAUUCUGCGCGUACAAUUCCCAGAUGCGACGAGUUGGCCUUCCCGGCAGGGGAGGAAUUCCGAAGCCAACAAACAGACUGUGGCGGAGAUGCUGCGCCAACAAGCCAGAGGAAGAAGUGAUAUGCGGGACAGUGAACAGAGACGGCCACAAGAUUCGAGAGAGCGACCUGCAGCACACGGAAAAAGGGUCGCUGAGCGUGGGAUGCAUGUUCGAUUUGUCCUGCCACCAACCAUGACGCAAAUCAAGCAUUCUGUGUCAAAGCCUCUGAAUAGUGUGCGCAUUCCAACGAAGCUGCAAAGUCAAACAACCAAGGCCAGUGGUACCACAGAGUUAAGCCCGGUUAUCGAGGAAGUGCCAGAAGACACGGAAGUUAGCGAGGCGCCGCUGGUCUCUGGAAGCUGUCCACUGCCACGAAGAGAAACGGAAGAGUGGACCUACGUAGACCCAAAAGAAGGCUGGACGAGAGUAGUAGAAUUGGAUGGUGACUGGGAGAAUCCGCUUGAAUCGCGAUGGCAGAAUCUGGAGCGUUUCGAGGCGGCGGGUCGUCAUGUAGUCGCAGGGCAGGAAGAGCGAUUUGCAUGGAGACAUAAAGACUACACUCAGCUCGACCCUGAUGAACAGCUGCUUCGCGACUCCGAGUAUAUUGAACGCCAGCGAAGAGAUAUGCAGCAAGAGCUCUGUCUGCAAUAUGCAGAUCUGGAACGACUGCGGGCUGGAAAUACGAAACUCGAGACGCAGAUUGUGUCCGCUCCCAUUCCGCCGGUAGUAAUUCCCAGCCCAGUACGCUACACAGCUGCGGCUCCAAGCAUUCGACCAGGACGCACCACAGUCCCAAAGCCCACGGUGGAAGACGACGACGAGGAAGAUCUCUAA
This is a messenger RNA of Cercospora beticola, 1281 nucleotides long. RefSeq lists its product as uncharacterized. Lineage: Eukaryota; Fungi; Ascomycota; Dothideomycetes; Mycosphaerellales; Mycosphaerellaceae. The record is from RefSeq and is a predicted model, not a curated record.